AAAGCCAAAUUAUGCACUUAAACAAUUGAAAACAGAGCACUUGAAAGCAAACAGAGUUUCCAAAGCAUCAAAAUGGUUAAACCAGAGGAAUAUUCACCAAAAAAGAGAACAAACAAUUGAAUGAUAAACAAACAAACAAACAAACCUUCCAUCUUCAAUUUCAGAUCGAUCAAAUCAAUGGCGAUUUCAAAUCUCCUCACCUUCACAAACUCCCUCCUCCUCGCGGUCCUCGCGAUCCUCUGCUCCAAUGGCUUCCCGAACCUCUUCAAGCCCCAAUCGAACCGGACGAACAUCGUAAUCUACGUCCACGACUACUUCACCGGAGAAGACGCAUCGGCGAUCACAGUCGGCGGCAGAAAAGGAUCGGAAUCGAGCGUUCUGGAGUUCGGAACCCUAAUCGUGGUCGACGAUCCGGUGACGGAAGGGCCGAGGAUCGAGUCGAGAGAGAUCGGAAGGGCACAAGGUAUGUACAUUAACUCUCAAUCGGACGGGAAAGGACUGUAUAUGGUGUUCUCGGUGAUUUUCACCGGCGGCGAGUUCAGAGGGAGUAGUUUGGAGAUUCAGGGCUCGGAUUUGUUCACGUUGAAGGAAAGGGAAUUUGGAGUGGUUUCUGGAACCGGUUUUUUCCGGUUCGUUAAGGGGUUUGGGAUUAUGAAAACCGAGAAUAUGGAUUUGGUUCAUUUGAGAGCUGUUAUUAAGCUCAAUAUUACAGUAAAGCAUUAUUGACU
Messenger RNA from Cucurbita maxima (winter squash), 728 nucleotides. Its product is annotated as dirigent protein 11-like. The coding region runs from base 121 to 726 and encodes 201 amino acids. The transcript has a single exon. The record is from RefSeq and is a predicted model, not a curated record. NCBI's taxonomy places the organism in Eukaryota, Viridiplantae, Streptophyta, Magnoliopsida, Cucurbitales, Cucurbitaceae.